Molecule: messenger RNA, 563 nt
Organism: Adineta ricciae
Lineage: Eukaryota; Metazoa; Rotifera; Eurotatoria; Adinetida; Adinetidae
Source: the annotation of a GenBank genome assembly
CUCACUCUCACAUUGUAGAUCAAAUUUCACUUGCCGCUGUGAAUGGAAUAAUUCAAGCUGUUUACAAUACAUUUGUGGGCGGUGAUAGUACAGCAUCAACACCCGGCACCGGUAUUGGUCAAUACCCAGCGUCUGAGAUCCCAGGUAAUGCGUGUGAUGGUGAUACAUCAACUAAGUAUUUAAGUUUUGGACCAUGUGCAAGCACCGAUGAUAGUGAUCAGUGUGGUUUGAACACUGGCUUCUAUCUUGAGUUACAACUUGGAUCAGCUGUAGUGAGGGCGUUACAAAUGUACACAGGCGGUGAUGAUUCUGAACGUGAUCCGCUAAUCGUGUCGUUAGAAGGAAGUAAUCAAUCAGGAUCAAAUCUGGCACUUGGUAGCAGUUGGACUCUUAUUUAUAAUGGCAAUAGUGGACUACAAAACGAUCCGGGCCGUAUGAGCAGCGGCUCGAUACAACCAAUAAGUAACACAAUUUCUUAUAAGAGUUAUCGAUUUCUUGUGUCUGGAAAACGAGCAACGUCAAACAGUGUCCAGUACUCUGAACUGAGAUUGUAUGGAUACUAA